AUGGUUCUUGGCCAUGUAACCCCUAUAAGGAAUGCUAGAACAUCUGCUUCGAGGAAAGGCAAGCCCUUUAAAGUAAGUACAUCUUCCUCUCCAUCCAUGACUGCUAGAAAUGUAAAAAUAGUUGAGCCAUCUACUACUGUAAAGAAACCCCAGUCUAUGACUAGCCUGUACCUUGAUCCCGUUAAUGUCGAGCCUAAUGUUGGUGCUUCUGAAGAAUGUCCCGUUAUUCCAAAUGUUAUGGAAGAUGUUGAAGCCUCUAAACCCAGUAAUAAACCUAUGUAUGUUACUACUUUGAGUAAAUCUAGCAUGAUCAUUUCAGACAAAGACAACGUAGAUAAGAAUAUUAGUGUGUUGUUCUCUCAUGUUUUGGGUAUUGAACCCAAGACUGGUGUCGUGUCGGAUGUCUCCACAUCCUUGGCCCAACCUGAUAACACUACUGAAACCCCUCAGGAUAAAUCUGAUGUCAAUAUGUUAACUCUGUCUCCUGAAAAAUCGAAAUACAAAGUGGAUUAUGAAAGGAUUACUGGUGAUCUGGCUGACAAAGGUGAAAACUCUGCAGAGAAAAAGUAUCAAUCCACUAACAUAGUGAAUAUAGAGGAUCUGGACUCUGAUUAUAUGCCCAUUGGUCAAGGACUGGCUUCAAUAAUAACUAAAAGGUUGAAGAACAGAAAAGGUCAAGAUAUUGAAUCCUCCAGCAGGCCCUCCAAAUCUCUCAGGAAUAGAACUAGUGUUGGCCCUACAAAGAGAUUGAGAAAGGACAUCAUUUCUACUGCCAGAAAGCAAGCUUCUGGGAAGAAGAUUCCAGCAAAUAUUCCUGAAGUUCCAAUUGACAAUAUUUCCUUUCACUCUGUGGAGAAUGUUAAAAAAUGGAAAUUUGUUUAUCAAAGAAGAUUAGCACUGGAAAGGGAACUGGGUAAAGAUGCUUAUGAAUGCAAAGAGGUGAUGAGUCUGAUUCAAGAGGCUGGAUUAAUGAAAACUAUAACUGGCUUUGGCAAGUGUUAUGAAAUGCUUGUUAAAGAAUUUAUUAUGAAUAUGUCUAAGGAAUGUGAUAACAAGAGGAGAAAGGAGUUUAGAAAAAUGAUUAGGAAAAUCAAUCAUGAAAUUUUGAUAAAGGUCUUGUCUGAAGAAGAAGGAAAUUUUAAAGGUGAUGGAACAUGUGAGGAAGAUGCAAAUGAAGAAGGUUCUGAUGCAAGUGAUGAUGAAGAAACUACCAACAAUGAUGAGGACUGA
Molecule: messenger RNA, 1230 nt
Organism: Lathyrus oleraceus (garden pea)
Lineage: Eukaryota; Viridiplantae; Streptophyta; Magnoliopsida; Fabales; Fabaceae
Exons: 4
Coding region: 1-1230 (409 amino acids)
Source: RefSeq, a predicted model, not a curated record